AGUAAUAAUACUCCAUAAGAGUAGAGGAAGAGGAAAGAGAAAGCGAGAUGGCUGGGCAGGGGUCGUCGUGGAAUUCAACUCCGCUGCAAGUGUUGCAUGAUGUUCUGGGAUGGAUUGCGUUUGCGUCGUGGUCUAUCAGCUUCUAUCCCCAAGUCAUCUUGAACUUCCGCCGUAAAAGCGUUGUGGGCUUGAAUUUUGAUUUCGUGGUGUUGAAUCUCACAAAGCACUCUUCCUAUCUCAUCUACAACGCUUCCGUCUUCUUCAGUUCUGCCGUUCAACGCCAGUACCACCAAAAAUUUGGCUUUGAUCAGAUGAUUCCAGUGGCUGCCAAUGACGUAGCUUUCUCAAUCCAUGCGGUUCUGCUAACUGCAAUUACCUUAUUCCAGAUUGCAAUCUACGAGCGUGGACAUCAAAAGAUUUCUAGAACUGCAACCGCGAUUGUCAUAGUAGCUUGGUUAGCUGCAGCGGUCUGUGUUUUUGUAGCAGUUCCUCACCACAAGUGGCUUUGGCUGGUGUCAUGCUUCAACACAGUGCAAGUUGUCAUGACAGUCAUCAAAUACAUUCCUCAGGCUGUUAUGAAUUUCAAAAGGAAGAGCACCAUUGGAUGGAGCAUCGGCAACAUUUUGCUUGAUUUGCUUGGUGGUGUGACCAACUAUGCACAAAUGGCUGUGCAAUCCAUUGAUCAAAAAUCCUGGGUGAACUUCUAUGGAAACAUAGGCAAGACUCUGCUGUCCUUGGUGUCCAUUUUCUUUGACAUUCUCUUCAUCCUGCAACACUAUGUGCUCUACCCAUCCAAGGAGAAGGCUUUACCUCCUAAGCUUGAUGCGGUACCCUCCACUUCCAGCACUAGGGAUGUUGAAGAAGGCUGAUGGAAGCUAUGAGACGCUUGUUAGGGAGAGAUGCAGUCUGGCCUCUAACCAAUAUGAUCAACUUGUUAAGCAUUAGACUAGCCUAUGUUAUUUUGUUGCCAGAAAAU
Messenger RNA from Coffea eugenioides, 976 nucleotides. Its product is annotated as cystinosin homolog. Gene Ontology annotation, molecular function: L-cystine transmembrane transporter activity. Bases 48 to 869 code for a protein of 273 amino acids. Gene Ontology annotation, cellular component: vacuolar membrane. Gene Ontology annotation, biological process: L-cystine transport. The transcript is spliced from 9 exons. Lineage: Eukaryota; Viridiplantae; Streptophyta; Magnoliopsida; Gentianales; Rubiaceae. The record is from RefSeq and is a predicted model, not a curated record.